ACACUGCCACCUCUCACCCAGAGGCUCAAAUCCAGCAGUCGCUGACAAAAGCAUGAACUUUCCCCUCUGCACUUUGAUCUUCUACCAUUCACGUGGGUCACCAUGGCUGACAAUCGGUUGUUAUUCCAUGAGAUGGGGCUGGAUGAUCGGAUUCUUAAGGCAGUUGCUGACUUGGGCUGGGCACAGCCAACACUUAUCCAAGAGAAGACAAUCCCACUGGCAUUAGAAGGAAAAGACUUGCUAGCAAGGGCAAGAACUGGUUCAGGAAAAACAGCUGCUUAUGCUAUCCCUAUAAUACAGCGCAUCCUAAAUGUUAAAAUGUCUGUGAUGGAGCAGGCAGUUCGAGCUCUUGUACUGGUGCCAACAAAGGAGCUUGGAAAGCAGGUUUUGGAGAUGAUGCGGCAGCUUACGGCAUAUUGUUCCCGUGAUGUGCGUAUAGCUGAUGUCUCUGUUCAGGCAGAUAUCUCUGCACAGAGGCCGAUUCUGAUGGAGAAGCCAGAUGUAGUGGUUGGAACUCCGUCUCGUGUCUUGAUACAUUUGCAGCAGCAGAAUCUGAACCUCCGUAGUGCAUUAGAGCUUCUGGUCAUUGAUGAGGCAGACCUUGUGUUCUCAUUUGGCUUUGAGAAUGACCUUAAAUCCUUACUGGGCUAUUUGCCAAAUAUCUAUCAGGCAUUUCUAAUGUCUGCUACAUUUAAUGAAGAUGUCCUGGCACUUAAGAAACUAGUACUGCAUAAUCCAGUAGUCCUGAAACUUCAGGAGUCACAGCUGCCUGACAGCUCUCAGCUGGCUCAGUAUCACAUUCGGUGUGAAGAGGAGGACAAAUUCUUACUGAUCUACACCUUACUGAAACUCUCACUGGUGCGUGGCAAAACAAUUGUCUUCAUCAACUCGAUUGAUCGAUGCUACAGACUUAAACUUUUCCUUGAGCAGUUCAGCAUCCCUGCUUGCGUACUGAACUCUGAGCUGCCUGUUCAUUCCAGGUGCCACAUUAUCUCUCAGUUUAACCACGGCUUUUAUGAUUACAUCAUUGCAACAGAUGAACAUUCCUUGAAUGACCCAUCCACUACAAGUAAAGAUGAGAAGAAAACUAAUAAAAAGAGGAAAACUGGCAGCGGAGAGAAGGGAAAGGACAAGGAAUAUGGUGUUUCCCGAGGAAUUGACUUCCAAAAUGUGUCUAAUGUGAUCAACUUUGACUUCCCAACGAAUGUGGACUCUUAUAUUCAUCGAGUGGGCAGGACGGCGCGUGCUGACAAUCCAGGUACAGCACUGACCUUUGUCUCACACUCGGAGCUGCCACUGCUGCAGGAAGUUGAAAAGGCACUCAUGGGAGACUCCCCAGACAUGGCACUCAAACCAUACCAGUUUAGAAUGGAAGAGGUGGAGGGAUUUCGGUACCGGUGUCGGGAUGCUAUGCGCUCCGUCACCAAGCAGGCAAUUAAAGAGGCUCGUCUUAAGGAAAUAAAGGAGGAGCUGUUAAACUCUGAGAAACUGAAGACAUUCUUUGAAGAUAAUCCCCGUGAUUUCCAGCUUCUGCGCCAUGAUAAGCCUAUCCAUCCAGCUCGAGUGAAACCACACCUGAAAAAUGUCCCGGAUUACCUAAUCCCCAAGACAUUGCGAUCAGUUGCACGGACCCUUAUUGGUGGAAAAAAAAGGACUCGCACAGUACAGCACAGGAAUGUCAAGGGACAUGGAAAGAUGAACCCUUUAAGAGGCUUCAAAUACACAAAGAAGUCUUCACAGUCAACAGAUCAGACAAGACGCAAGUAAGGACAAACACCCAGACUGUGGGUGAGAGCCGCAUCAAUAAUUUGUUGAAACACUGGUGCAAGUUUGGACAUGGUGAAUAAAUCACUUUUGGAAGUGCAUCCUGGCAAAACAGAUACUCUGCCGUUGGGUUUAUCACACAUACUCCAGGUAUCUGCACUUUAGUGGUUAUCCAGAAGUGAACAGCUGUGAUGGAUUCUCAUAUUCCUCAGUAACGCACUGUCUUCAGUAACAUGUUUCCCCUGCAGGCUGUGUAUACCUUGAAAUGUGUCUUUUUUUAAUUCUGUAAAGAAGGUCUGACAGCCAUUUGUCUUGCAGAGUUCUCCACUCUUUUUCUGAGGAACACUUGAAUAUAAUCUCUGAAGGAGACUGGAUAUGAGAAAUGCUUUGAACAUUAUUUCAGUGACAGAAGCGUGAAGACUUUUUACAUGUGAUUUUGGAUUUCCCCAAAUCUCAGGAACUUUUGGUCUUAUAUGCAAUUACCUUACCCAACAUAUGAUGUACAAUGAUGCCAGUAUGGGUGCUUUGGUUUCCACACAGCCUGAAGUGCAUUUCACUGGUAUUUUUCAGGGCUGCCUGUUACUUUUUCCUGUAACAGUUCUUGGAGUUUAUAGGGGGGGGGGGGUUGUCCGAUAAACAGACAGAAGUCUUAACACCAACCUUCCCAAGGUAGAGAGAGUACACUGCAUGUUUGGCCAUUUAAUACUCCGUCAUUGGCCAGCCAUGAGACACCUGAGGCCAGUACUGAAACUGCCAACUGGCGUUAAUACAUGGAGGGGCUGUUCUUUCAUACUGUUAAGACAGCCUGUAACAUUUUUAUGGUUCCCCUAUGUUUCUUCACUGUUUGUGUACCAUUACUUUCCUCAGAAACAAGAGGCUUAAAGGAAAAAGGCAGUUACUGCCAGACUGCAAACCUUUUUUAAGGGGAGGAUGAGUAUUGGCAGGAGUUCCAUGAAGAAAUUGGCAUAAAUGAUCAACUGUGUUUUCUGUCUACCUGGAACUCCUUUCUUUCUUCCAGUUAUCAGUAGGAUACCACUUGCAACAGAAACUACCAUUUUGUGUUUUGCCACUGCAGUUUUACCAGUAAUGUGAUAAAAAAAUGUAUUUAUUAAAACUUUAACCAGAACAUUAA
Molecule: messenger RNA, 2896 nt
Organism: Protopterus annectens (West African lungfish)
Lineage: Eukaryota; Metazoa; Chordata; Ceratodontiformes; Protopteridae
Gene: DDX56
Product: DEAD-box helicase 56
Exons: 14
Coding region: 103-1767 (554 amino acids)
Cellular component (GO): nucleolus
Molecular function (GO): ATP binding; nucleic acid binding; RNA helicase activity
Source: RefSeq, a predicted model, not a curated record